GGGGCAAUCAAUUAUAUUGCAAAUUGUUUUUCAGAGAAUGAUAGUAGUAUUUGCAAAAUUGUAAAAAAAGAAUUAAAACAAAAAUUACUGUACUCAACCCUAAAACCCUCGACCUCUUCUUCUCUUCUCCGCCAAAACCAUUUCAACAGCCAAACCCAAACACACAGCAACCGAAUUUCUUCUACUCUCUCUCUGUACACUGCUAAUCUUACACAUUUAACAACAGAUAUACUUACAAACUUCGUAUUCAUAGUUUGGAUUCGGUGUGAGAUGCACCAGAGUGAUGCAGAAGCUUUUGCGCAGGACGCCCGCUGCCGCUCCAAUUUCAUUCGGUAACAACAGCACUCCUUUCUCUCUACCCGUCUCCGGUUCCAGCUUUCUCUCUCUAGGUCUCUGCAGCGCCCCCCCGGUGAUUGCCAAUAAAAUGUCGUGUCUCCGCCAACCCAACCCCCUGCACCAUACCAGAAACCCUUUUUCAUCCGCCGCGGUGCGUGGCCUCAAAUUAAGGAAAUUGCCCCCAACCGGAUGCCACCCCUGCAGCUGCGCCGUCGAUAACAGCAGCAGCAGAAACACGGCGCCGCUGAGGGCGUGGGUGGUUUUGAAGGAGAACAAUAAGUAUAGUGGGUUGGGCAGGGCGGCGUGGUUCGCAACCCUUGCCGGGAAUUCGAAUAAGGGCGGCGAAUUCACGGUUGCGGAGGCGGGAAAUGAAAAAGCGGCGGAGGAGAAGCGCUUGCAGAGGAGGAGGAGUGGGGGCGGGGGUAGUGGCGGUGGUGCAGUGGUGGUGGGGAGCCCCGAUUUGCUGACGAUUCCAGGAGUGGGGCCGAGGAAUUUGAGGAAGCUGGUGGAGAAAGGAUUUGAGGGAGUGGCUCAGCUCAAACAGCUCUAUAAAGAUAAGUUUUUCGGUAAAUCUAGUGCGAAAAUGGUGGAGUUCUUACAGAGCUCGGUGGGGAUCAUACACAAGAACCAUGCUGAGAGCAUAACUAUCUUUAUCAAGGAGAGCGUGGAUGAAGAGCUGAAGGAAAGCAUUAAGCCUAGUCAAAAGAAUCGGAUCACUUUAUGUGUUGAAGGAAAUAUCAGUGUGGGAAAGACUACAUUCUUGCAGAGAAUAGCUAAUGAAACCCUUGAGCUUAGAGAUCUUGUGGAGAUUGUUCCUGAACCAGUUGACAAGUGGCAGAAUGUUGGUCCUGACCACUUCAACAUACUAGAUGCAUUUUAUGCUGAACCGAAGAGAUACGCCUAUACCUUCCAGAACUAUGUGUUUGUAACAAGAGUUAUGCAGGAGAGAGAAUCAUGUGGCGGUAUGAAGCCCCUGAGACUUAUGGAGCGGAGUGUCUUCAGUGAUAGGAUGGUCUUUGUAAGAGCUGUUCAUGAGGCGAAGUGGAUGAAUGAGAUGGAAAUUAGCAUUUAUGAUUCAUGGUUUGAUCCUGUCGUUUCAAGUUUGCCUGGACUUAUUCCUGAUGGAUUCAUCUACCUGAGAGCAAGCCCCGACACUUGCCACAAGCGCAUGAUGUUGCGUAAGAGAGCAGAGGAAGGCGGAGUCUCUCUGGACUACCUGAGGGACUUGCAUGAGAAGCACGAAAGCUGGCUUUUUCCAUUUGAGAGUGGGAAUCACGGAGUUCUAUCAGUGAGUCAGCUUCCCAAGGACGAUGAUUGGUCUUUACAUCCCCACAUUAAAGAUCGCGUCUUUUAUUUGAAUGGUGAUCAUAUGCACUCAAGCAUCCAAAAGGUUCCUGCUUUGGUUCUUGACUGUGAACCAGACAUCGAUUUCAGCAGAGACAUAGAUGCUAAGCAAGAAUAUGCUCGCCAAGUUGCUGAGUUCUUCGAGUUUGUGAAGAAAAAGAAAGAAGUUUCUGAUACUGUUGUAGGAGAAGACACAGGAACGAGCAACCAACCUUCAAUGCUGUUGCCCCAUAAUGGAAAUCUGUGGAUGCCGGGACAGCAACCUUUCCCAGGCUCAGCAGUUGAUUUUAGAAAAGCUAUGUCGUUUAUGCCUCAAUAGGUAGGUGGAAAACGCUCUCCUCCGUCGUCUGACAGUUUUUCCAACGACCUGCAUAGAAAGUUAUGGCGUUUUAGUUUUAUCCUCAUGUAAAAAGAAUAGAUGUCUAGUAAAUCUGUUAGCUAUAACAGCUCUCAAGAGACACCGAGAGUUGUGAUUUUGUGGAUUGUAGGUUGCUUUCUUUCUUGGAAGCUUGGCUUUUGGAGUUUGAGAAGAAUGUUGUCUCUCUAUCCUUUGUUUCCACUUCCUUUUUUUUGGGCGGGGGGGUUUCUUGGUUAAAUUUCAGGGUUGUAGGAGAUGUGAGGUCUCCGUUGUUCAGUAAAGUGGUACUUUUCGUUAUAGAAGUUGUACUUUGAUUUUUGAAAGUAUUAGUACUAUACUAAAAUGUGUUAUCAUGUUUCA
Salvia miltiorrhiza (redroot sage) is the source of this 2398-nucleotide messenger RNA. RefSeq lists its product as uncharacterized. The coding region runs from base 284 to 1999 and encodes 571 amino acids. Gene Ontology annotation, cellular component: cytoplasm. The transcript is spliced from 5 exons. The record is from RefSeq and is a predicted model, not a curated record. Gene Ontology annotation, molecular function: deoxynucleoside kinase activity. NCBI's taxonomy places the organism in Eukaryota, Viridiplantae, Streptophyta, Magnoliopsida, Lamiales, Lamiaceae.